Lolium rigidum is the source of this 1770-nucleotide messenger RNA. Its product is annotated as F-box/FBD/LRR-repeat protein At1g13570-like. Lineage: Eukaryota; Viridiplantae; Streptophyta; Magnoliopsida; Poales; Poaceae. Gene Ontology annotation, molecular function: protein binding. The transcript has 5 exons. The record is from RefSeq and is a predicted model, not a curated record. Bases 108 to 1550 code for a protein of 480 amino acids.
CCCGCUCGUGUUCCUCUGUUUGUUCGUCAGGAGAGGCAGAGGAGCGGCGCCGCCGGCGACUCAAGCCGACCGCGGCCACUCCGGCGACUCUGACCUCCAGGUUCACAAUGAUCAACCAUACAGUAUGCAAAACAACAUCCUCAAACCAUGUCAGUGGGAAACCGGUCUAUAAGGAAAAAACAAGGCCAAACGCUAAACUGGAAGACCUUCCACAGGAUGUGCUGUGCACCAUUGUAUCAAAGUUGCCUGCUAAAGAGAUUUCAAGAGCUAGUGUCUUAUCAAGCAAUUGGAGAUAUAUCUGCGGUAUUUGCUUCUACAAAUUAUGUUUCACUGGUGCUGCUGGGUGUUCCCGUGACAGUUUUGAAAGAGAUCAGUACUGCCAGUACAUGCAGAAAUUCAUCGAUUAUGUUAAUGUGGUGGUGCAAAAUUGCCAUGCCAAGUUGGUUGAAGAAUUCUAUGUCAAAUUCGAGUUUGAAACGAUGCUGCUUGAUCAUCUAAAUAAUUGGGUUAAUUUUGCGGUAUCAUCACACGCAAAAAGCAUAGCUGUUUAUCUAUGUCCUAUUAUCAAGAGACGUACGGAUGUUGAUCGCUACGUGUUCCCAUUUCACCUUUUGAAUAGUGAAAGCAGCAUGUCUCAUCUACAGUGUAUACAGCUUAGCUUUGUAUCUUUCCGACCACCAUCUGAAUUCAGAGGCUUCCCAAGCCUGAGAAAGCUUGAUUUGGAGUUUGUGGAUAUCACUAUAAAGGAUCUUGAUGUUGUAUUGUCCAAUUGCGGUAAUCUCAAAUGGCUGAGUUUGGUCAGAUGCUUCCUGAAUUGCGAGCUAAAGUUGGAUCAUCUAUUUUCCAGCCUACUACACCUAACAGUUGUCCGCUGUAGGACAACCAGGGUAGAACUCCGUGUUAUGAAGCUCGUUACCUUUGAAUAUGAUGGAGAUUUUGUUCCUAUUGUUCUAAGGCAAGAUUCUAAGUUGGAUAAUGCACAUAUAAGGUUCGACGAGGCAAAUUUCCAAGAUGCUUUCACUGCACUUCUCAAUGGCAUUCCGAGCGUGCAAAAUCUCACUUUAGAAAUUACCUGGCAGCGACUAGAGACGCAAUUUCCAUUGAAUAACGCAGGCAAGUUUUCCCAUCUUAGGGUCUUACAAUUGUUAAUGGGUGUAAGGCUUGAAGAAGUUGACAAGUUUCCCUUCUCCAUUCUGAGGACAGCUCCAUUUAUUGAGAAGUUAGAGAUCCAUUUUGCAGGUGGUGACAAUAGUUGGUUUGUGAAAAAGGGUUCAGGCAGGAAGUACCCUGAGCAAUAUGAAUAUAAUUAUCUGAAGAGUAUGUAUAUGACAGGAUAUAAAGGGGCAAUAGGUCAACUUGAAUUUCUUGUGUAUAUUGUGGAAAAUGCCCCUGCCCUGGAGGUAUUAACUGUUGAGAUGGCUCAACGGCUUUAUAGAGAUCGCUUCUCUGACAUGUAUAAGAAGAUGAAUUUGGCAGAACAACAGCAUGCCUUGAGCGAGGUGCUCUGCAAAAGCAUGCUUUCGUCGAAAGUGAAGCUCUGUGUUAUGUAGUUAGGAGUUAGGACUGCCUUAGACGAAUCAGUCGUGUAUAGGCCGGGUUCUUUUUUUGUAUGUUCGCUUGAAUAAAGGUUAUAGGGCGCACAUGUAGUAUUUGAUGUUGUGAGAAGUAUUUAUGAAUAACUGCUUUGCUCCAUAAAGAAAAGCUAUGCUAUUUUCUUUUUGAGCAGAAGGUUUUCAUUAAAUUCGACAGCAAAAAAAGAGAAGCGAUCAA